Messenger RNA from Melopsittacus undulatus (budgerigar), 4356 nucleotides. RefSeq names its product uromodulin like 1 (gene UMODL1). The transcript is spliced from 22 exons. Gene Ontology annotation, molecular function: peptidase inhibitor activity; protein binding; calcium ion binding. Lineage: Eukaryota; Metazoa; Chordata; Aves; Psittaciformes; Psittaculidae. Gene Ontology annotation, cellular component: extracellular region; cell surface. The record is from RefSeq and is a predicted model, not a curated record. The coding region runs from base 1 to 4203 and encodes 1400 amino acids.
AUGGCAAGGAUCAUUCUUACUUCUGUUCUCAUCGUCUGGGCAGCCACACAACAGGGAAGGGGGAAUGAGAUUACAGAAAAAGGCCUCUCUUUGCUUGGGUACCAUCUGUGCAACUACAGCCUGACCAGAAAUGUGGUUAAAAUGGUUGCCUACCAAAAGUCCUAUGAGAAAAGCACUUCCUGUGGAGGAUGGAUACCAUGGAUGGUGUGUCCCAGGACGUACUAUAAAAUGCAGUAUCAUACUGUUGAAAUCCCGGAAACAGUCACUCUUACAGAUUGCUGUGAAGGAUAUGAACAAGUUGGACUCUACUGCUCCUUAGCACUCAAUAGAUCCAGUGUAUUUGCCUCAAGACCUGGUGCUUGUCCAAUGGAGAAUAUGGAAACAUCGGAUUAUCCUUGCACUUUUGAUACUGAAUGUCCAGGGCUUAAAAAAUGCUGCAACUCUUCCAAAGGAGCAGGCUGUGUGGAUCCAGUGCCAGAGGGAAGUACAUUCUGGUACAACGUGACAGUGCUUGUGAAAAUGGAUUUUGAUGAGUUAAUCAAAGUGGAUUCCCAUCUUCUGAAUCAUUCACGCCUUUUGCACUCCAUGAUUACUGGUGCAUUAGAGCCCUUGAAUGCCUCCGUACACCAUAUCCAGAGUAACCAUGCAGAAGUAUAUGCUGGGACAGUGGCCUCCCAGGUUCUCAUUGGACUGCAUCAGCCAGCUCCGCUCAUGCAAGUUUCUUCUUCCUUGAGGGACAUCGUGAAGCGCACAUAUGAAGUGAUUGAUACAGAAGUGAAAGAUGUCAAUGAAUGUUUCUAUGUGGAGUUCAAUACUUGUCCUGAGAAGAACACCUGUGUAAAUCUGGAGGGUUAUUACAGCUGUGACCCUCAGCAUGGACAUGCAGACGUCAUUCCUCACCAGCUGAGCGGAAGAAAGGAAGGCAUAGCAGCAUCUACUCCAAGUUCAGCACUAGGUGCUGUUAACACCAGCGAUAGCUCCCUGCCUGUAAGCAAUUCAAGUCUCUUGUCCAUAACUAACCAACCUACAGAUGCUGGGUGCUAUCCGUCUACAGUUAGAAACCACCGAGUCUUCAGCGUCAACAGCAGUGGUUUUGAAAUGUCCUGGCUUGUCACUUCUACUCUGAACCAUACUUUCCAAGUCCAAGUGCUCAAGGGCAAAGAGAUUGUACAAAACCUGAAGACAGAGGAAAUGAAAAUGGAUGUGUCUCAACUGGAAGCAGGGGUGAUGUAUUCAGUAGAGAUCAGCUAUGAAACCUGUGGAAAAACCAGCAUCUCUCGUCAAAAUGUUAAAACAGAAGCCAAGAUGUUUGGUGUUACUAUGAGGAUUCUCAACUACAACUUCACUGAUGAUUUCAAGAAUGCCAGCAGCUCAGCAUAUGAAGAAUUUUCAAGAUUGCUGCUUGUGGAGCUUGAAAAUUCAUUUCCACCCAAUGUUUCUGCUUUAUACAAAUCUGGGAAGCUGAAAGUGCAGGUGGAAUCCCUGCAAGCUGGAAGCAUCAUUGUGAGGCUCAGAAUCGCUGUGCAGGAUCCCGAGUUUCCAGUUGAUGCCUCCACACUUGCCCCGGUGUUUUCUUACCUGCACAAUGGCUCGGUGCUUUUGGUGGAUCAGCAAAACACUGCAGUAGAAGACUGGGAUGAAUGUACUUCUCAUGUGGAGAAUGACUGCUCUAUGUUUGCGGAGUGUAUCAACCUUAUGGGCUCAUACACGUGCAGAUGCAAGACAACCAUGGAUACCAACCCAUCCCGACCUGGAAGAAACUGUGAGGGUGAGAUUGUGGACCCUCUCACUGAAACAAUGGCUCCUGAAAUAACAAAUGGCACAGAGUUUGCUCCUGAAGAAGUAAGCUCUGCAGCCCCUGCUUCCCCUGCCACCACAGACAUGGUGGCUGCUACAGGCUCUGGGACUAGCACUGCAGUACACCUCCCUGCUGCACUGCCCCUGGGUGAUGAGCAAGCACCCCAUGGUCAUUCUCCCACCAGUGCUCCUCCAACCCCUUGGGAAAAAAGCCUGGCAUCACAGAGGGACUUCAGCAGGGACAACAGCCCCAUGGCCACAGGGGCUACAGCCAGCAAGGAACAGGCCAUAAGCACAUCACAGCAAAACUCUAUGGCAGAGACUUCCCUUGCUGCAUUGCAGCAGGUGGCUGCUCUCACAAAUGCACCCAUGGGCCCAGCUGGACAAGGGCAGCCCAGUUCAUCAUUGUUGAUGUUUCCAAAUCAAACUACUACCACCCGAAGUCACACAGCUUUUGACUUGCCUCAAGCCAACUCUGAAGAUGGCCCCAGUACUGCUCUGCUGGCCAUAGGGAAUGCCAGUGUUCCCACUGCCAACACCACUACAAAAACAUAUGCAGAGAUGGGAAGAGAGAACAGCUCUUGGUCUGAAAAACACCCUGAAGCCCUGGGGUCACCAGCUUUGCCAGGCACCUCUCCAGCUCCCAGCCUGACACCAGUCCUAGCCAUGAACUGCACUGUCCAGAAGCUUAGUGGCACAGUACGGCUAACAAAUGUGAACUACUCUCUGGGCUUUAGCAAUACAAGCAGUGAGGAAUAUCAAAACUUUGCACAGCUCUUUGUUGAUGAAGUACGUAAAUCUCUGCCCCCUGAAGUUCUUCAGCAGAUGGAUGCUGGUGUGAUUAAAGUGUUGAUAACGGGUAUUACUAAUGGGAGCACAGUGGUAAGAUUCAAUUUACUGAUUGCAGAAGAUGUGGAUAUCUACUACAUCAUCACCGCUUUUCACGAUGCCUUUGAACACAGCUCCUAUUUCACAGUUGACAAGAGCAGUCUCUCCAUAAACGAUUAUGAUGAGUGCGAGAGUGAAGAAGAUGACUGCUCCCCAGAUGCCUCGUGCCAUAACACGCUUGGGUUCUACCAGUGCAGCUGCAAUGAAGGAUUUGCUGAUGUGCACCCAGAAAACCCUGGAAGAAGCUGUGAAGCAUUUCCUAUCAGCCUGAAUGCAACAGCGAUGGAUGAGAAACCUGUACACAGCACAGUUUCACCUGCGACAUCUUUGCAAACUUCAACUCAUGUUCCUUCCUCUACUUCAGUGGACCUUACUACUGACCACAAAGGUCUGGAGGACACCACGUUCUCCAAUGUAGUGCUGCCUCUUCUCACCAUGGAUCCUGUGUCAACUCCUGGUGUUUCUCCUCAAGCAUCCCCUCUUUCCCUCAUUAAACCUGCCCAGGAGGUUUCCAUUAAAGAUGCAGUGGAAGUGUUCUGUGGAAUCGAGAAGAUCGUCCUUGCCAUCCAGAAGAGAUUUUUACAGAAGGAGUCUAUUCCAGAAACCUCCCUGUACCUGGGGGAGCCUCGCUGUAAUGUGAGCAUCAGCAAUGGCACUCACGUUGUGCUGCAGGCAGGCUGGCGUGACUGUGGCACUGAAGUUGAGACUAACAUGACUAAUACAGUAGUGAAAACCAUCCUUCGGAACGAUGGUUCUGCUCAGGGAGUAAUCCACCACUUAAAAGUUGCUAGCCCCAUUCACUGUGUGUUUCAAAAUGAUCUCUUGACUUCCUCUGGAUACACUGCAGAAGGACUUUACACCAUCUUUGAGGAUCUGCAUGGAUCUGGACACUUCAGAACAGAAAUGCAGUUGUUUAUCGGAAACUCCCCAAUACCAAAAAAUUUCAGCAUCUCUGCCAGUGAUGAUGUACUGAUUGAAGUGGGAAUCCAGAGAGCAGACAGCAAGCUCAAGGUGGUUCUAACUGACUGCUGGGCAACUCCAACUAAUAAUUCAGUGGAUCCCCUUUCCUUUGUUUUUAUCAGCAACAGCUGUCCCAUCCCAAAUACAUACACCACACUGCUAGAGAAUGGGAAUUCAAGCAAAGCACAGUUUAAGAUGAAAAUCUUUUCCUUUGUCAACAAUUCUGUGGUUUACUUACACUGCAAAAUUCGUAUUUGUAUGGAGAAACCAGGAAGCACCUGCAGGACAAGAUGCCAUGCAGUUCGAUCCAUGAAGACUGGUGAAACCGUCGCUACGCACAGAACAUCUUGGGGACCCCUGUGUAGAUCAGCUGGAUCUGAUUUGAAGAAACAGGAGGCUAGCAUGGGAGUUGGAUACAUCAUCCUCAUUGCCUUUGCUGUGUUUGGCAUUGUGCUGGGAGUUGUGAGCCUUCUCAUCUUCACAUACCAGAGAAAGACGGGAAGUUACAACUUCAGAAUCAAGUCUGACAACUUCAGCUACCAAGUGUUCUAUGAUUAGUGAUUUCCAAAUUACCAGAUUUGUAUCACAUCUCAUGAAGAACUGAAGCUUAUCUUCAUUCAGCAUUCGGCUUUCAUCACGCUUCACAAUGGUGGUCAUGACUAUUUACAACACUGACUCUUCCAAACUAAUGUUGUAUAUAAAAAACUUCAA